AUGAAGCUCCAGUUGUUCUGGACUGGGCUGGAAUACACCUGCCGGCUCCUGGGCAUUGCCACUGCUGCAGUGCUGAUCGGCGUGGGCACUGAGACCUUCAUCCGAGGGCAAUUCAGAAGCCUGGCUUUCUAUCUGCUGUUAACAGGAGCUGCUGUUUCUGUGUGUGAAGGUGCCUACUUUGUGGCUCAGCUUCUAGCCACCUGCUUCCAGUGUCAGCCAGGGUCCCUCGCCUACAGGACAAGGGAGAAGGCCCGUUGGCUGGGCUGCUUCCAGAAGUUCCUGGCCUACCUGCUGCUGUCUGUGGCCUGCUUCCUCCACCCAGUCCUGGUCUGGCACGUGACCAUCCCAGGCUCCAUGCUCAUCAUCACUGGCCUGGCCUACUUCCUGCUGAGCAAGAGGAAAAAGAGCAGAGCAGCUCCCCAGCGACCAGCCUCCCCAGAGCACUACACUGACCCCUCCAGCAGUGCUGUAAGCACCACUGGCUCUGGAGAUACUGAGCAAACCUACACAUUCCAUGGGACACUCAAGGAGGGACCAGGCUCCCUCCUAACCCACAUGAAGAGCAUCCUAAAGGGAACUAAGAAGUCCAGUGCCCACCAGCCACCAGACACCCUGAUGGAGCUGACCCUGGAGCCCACAGACACACUGGGCAAGAAGAAGCAGGUGCACUUUGAAGAGAAAGUGGUCAAGAUCAUUCCAUCACUUGCUGAGGGCCUGGACGAUGGGGACAGUGAGCCAGAGGAGACCACCUCUGACACUGUCCCCAUCAUCCCCCCACCCCAGGCCCCACUGUUCAUGUCCUCUCUCACAGCCACAGGCCUCUUCUGA
Molecule: messenger RNA, 828 nt
Organism: Orycteropus afer afer
Lineage: Eukaryota; Metazoa; Chordata; Mammalia; Tubulidentata; Orycteropodidae
Gene: TMEM72
Product: transmembrane protein 72
Exons: 5
Coding region: 1-828 (275 amino acids)
Source: RefSeq, a predicted model, not a curated record